GCAUUGUGAACUAAACACAACACACACAUACCACACCAUUAUCUCUGUCUCAACAAUGGCUUCCUCUUUUGUCAUCCAUUUCUUCCUCCUCUCAAUAGCCCUUUCUCCACUUUCCAUCUUAGCUUCAUCUCAUGCUCCAAACACCAAACCACACCCCUUUACCCUCCCCAUUAAGAAAGACCCUUCGACCAAUCUCUUCUACACUUCACUUGGCAUAGGAACCCCUAGGCACAACUUCGAUCUAGCCAUUGAUCUUGCAGGAGAAAACCUAUGGUACGAUUGUGACACUCAUUACAACUCAUCAUCCUACACCCCUAUCCCUUGUGGCUCAAAGUCAUGCCCCGAUGUUGGAUGCGUUGGUUGCAAUGGCCCCUUCAAACCAGGUUGCACAAACAACACAUGUCCAAGUUACGCAAUCAACCCUUUAGCCAAGUCCAUCUUUGGUAGUGGCCUAGGUGAGGAUUUCACAUUCAUUUCUAAAAACCAAGUCCCUCGCUUGCUUUCUGGCUGCAUUGAAAUCGAUGGAUUCACAUCACUCACCAACGAUGAGUCACCUCUAUAUGGCUUACCCCAAAACACCAAAGGAAUCAUAGGCCUUGCAAGGUCACAACUUGUGUUACCAAUUCAGCUUGCCAAUGCAAACAAGGUUCCCACCAAGUUUUCUCUUUGUUUGCCUUCUUCAAACAAACAAGGUUUCACCAACUUGCUCCUUGGAGAAUUGCAUCCUCAAGGAGUGUCUAAAUUUCUCCAAACCACUCCUCUUAUUGUGAACCCCGUUUCCACUGGUGCUAUAUCUGUGAAGGGUGUUCCUUCCAAGGAGUACUUCAUCGAUGUGAAAGCAGUUAAGAUUGAUGGCCAUGUUGUGAACUUGAAACCUUCCCUUUUGUCUAUUGACAACAAGGGAAAUGGUGGCACCAAAAUCAGCACCAUGAGUCCCUACACUGAGUUGCAAACCUCAGUGUACAAGCCCUUCCUUCGAGAUUUCCUCAAGAAGGCUUCGGAUAGAAAGUUGAAGAAAGUAGCAUCAGUGGCUCCAUUUGAGGCAUGUUAUGAUUCGACCACCAUUGGGAAUUCUGUGAGUGGACUUGUUGUGCCAACUAUUGAUCUAGUUCUUCAAGGGGGACUGCAGUGGACUAUUCAUGGAGCAAAUUCCAUGGUCAUGGUGAAGAAAAAUGUUGCAUGUCUUGCAUUUGUUGAUGGAGGGACAGAGCCUAGAAUGUCGUUUGUGAAAGCUUCGAUUGUAAUCGGUGGAUAUCAGUUGCAGGAUAAUCUUUUGGUGUUUGAUUUGGCUUCAUCAAAAUUAAGCUUCAGCUCUUCGCUUUUGCAACACAAUGCCACGUGUUCUCACCCUUGAGUGUCAUAGACUUAUGACCCGUUGAAGUUAGCCACGUUGAAUAAUGGAUAGCUUCUAGUAUAUCUUUAGAUUUUUAUGAUAAUAAUAAGAUAAUCAAUAAGGUUUGCUUUGUUGUAAACAGAAGACACUUUGAUGGUGAAUGAUGCAAGAGUUCAAUCAAUUCAUA
Messenger RNA from Cajanus cajan (pigeon pea), 1520 nucleotides. Its product is annotated as putative aspartic proteinase GIP2. Gene Ontology annotation, biological process: proteolysis. Gene Ontology annotation, molecular function: aspartic-type endopeptidase activity. The record is from RefSeq and is a predicted model, not a curated record. Lineage: Eukaryota; Viridiplantae; Streptophyta; Magnoliopsida; Fabales; Fabaceae.